Molecule: messenger RNA, 657 nt
Organism: Batrachochytrium dendrobatidis JAM81
Lineage: Eukaryota; Fungi; Chytridiomycota; Chytridiomycetes; Rhizophydiales
Exons: 5
Coding region: 1-657 (218 amino acids)
Biological process (GO): protein farnesylation; protein geranylgeranylation
Cellular component (GO): protein farnesyltransferase complex; cytoplasm; CAAX-protein geranylgeranyltransferase complex
Molecular function (GO): protein farnesyltransferase activity; CAAX-protein geranylgeranyltransferase activity
Source: RefSeq, a predicted model, not a curated record
AUGGAUUUUACAACCACUCUUUGGGCAGAUGUUACUCCUAUCCCGCAGGAUGAUGGGCCUGACCCACUUGUUCCCAUAGCCUAUUCCCCAGAAUAUUCCAAAGCCAUGGAUUAUUUUAGAGCUGUAUAUGCUUUAAAAGAGCAUUCAGCCCGAGCACUUGAUCUUACUUCGUAUAUUAUCAGUCAAAACUCGUCGCAUUAUACUGUCUGGAAGUAUCGGCUGGACAUAGUGUUGGGAAUGAAAGUUUCUAUUGAUGAAGAGCUUGCGUUUACUGAAGGACUUGCUGCUGAUAAUCCAAAGAGUUACCAGAUCUGGCACCAUCGUCAAGCCAUAGCAGACAAGGACCAUCAGCCCCAAAGAGAAAUUGAUUUUAUUAAUCGAAUGCUCGAGAUUGAUUCCAAAAACUAUCAUGCAUGGUCAUACAGACAGCACGUUGUGUCCCAGCAUAAGCUUUGGAAGUUGGAAUUGAAGGAAAUUGAUCGUUUAUUACAAGAAGAUAUCCGUAACAAUUCUGCUUGGAAUCAACGAUUUUUUGUAUUGUCUCGGUCCUCUGAUCCAUUUAAACCAGAGGAUUUGGAUCGAGAGGUGCAAUACACUUUGUCCAGGAUUAAUAUGGCUAUCCACAAUGAAAGCCCAUGGAACUACUUGCGAGGGUAA